AUACGAACGAUGGAAGAGAGUAUCAUUUGCCAGUGGAACGUUAUCAGAUCUCUCUUGUCCAUUCUUCAAUGGUGGGCUUUCAAUGUCACCCUUAUCAUCGUUAACAAGUGGAUCUUCCAGAAAUUGGAUUUCAAGUUUCCACUAUCAGUAUCAUGUGUCCACUUUAUCUGCUCAGCCAUUGGAGCAUAUGUGGUAAUUCACGUGCUGAAGGUUAAGCCACUCAUAACUGUUGACCCUGAAGAUCGUUGGAGAAGAAUCUUUCCCAUGUCCUUUGUGUUCUGUAUUAACAUAGUGCUAGGGAAUGUGAGCCUACGAUACAUUCCAGUUUCUUUUAUGCAGACAAUAAAAUCGUUUACCCCUGCAACCACAGUUGUUUUGCAAUGGCUGGUGUGGAGGAAGUAUUUUGAAUGGCGUAUCUGGUGUUCUCUUAUACCCAUUGUUGGAGGGAUUCUUCUUACAUCUGUAACAGAGCUUAGUUUUAAUGCCUUUGGAUUUUGUGCUGCCUUGUUUGGCUGCUUGGCUACAUCUACAAAGACUAUCCUAGCAGAAUCUCUGCUGCACGGAUACAAGUUUGACAGCAUAAACACAGUUUAUUACAUGGCACCUUUCGCAACUAUGAUCUUGGCUCUUCCUGCUUUGUUACUUGAAGGCAAUGGCAUUAUUGACUGGCUAAGUACUCAUCCAAGUCCUUGGUCGGCCCUCAUUAUCAUUUUUAGUUCUGGGGUUUUGGCUUUCUGUCUUAACUUUUCAAUUUUCUACGUGAUUCACUCCACCACUGCUGUGACAUUCAAUGUUGCUGGAAACCUUAAGGUUGCGGUUGCUGUUCUUGUUUCAUGGCUGAUAUUCAGGAACCCGAUUUCAUAUUUGAAUGCUGUUGGAUGUGGUAUUACUCUUGUGGGAUGUACAUUCUAUGGCUAUGUGAGGCAGAUGCUAUCGCAACAGUCAUCAUCUGUUCCGGGAACUCCUCGGACGCCAAAGACCCCUCGGAGUAAGAUGGAGCUGCUUCCUCUUGUAAAUGAUAAAUUAGAUGAUAAGGUCUAAUUGGUAAUUGGCUUAGCCAACGAGUACCAGGUUUCUGCCAUUUGGUAGGCAGUAAUAGUAACAGUGAUAGAUACAAAAUUAUAUCAGUGACUUAUGGUUAUUUAUUCUGUUA
Molecule: messenger RNA, 1153 nt
Organism: Arachis duranensis
Lineage: Eukaryota; Viridiplantae; Streptophyta; Magnoliopsida; Fabales; Fabaceae
Product: UDP-galactose transporter 1
Cellular component (GO): Golgi apparatus
Molecular function (GO): antiporter activity
Source: RefSeq, a predicted model, not a curated record